AUGGAGCAUCUGGACUCACUGGGCUUCCUUAUCGUCACGUUAAACUGCAAUGUGACCAUCGUGGGGAAGAUCUGGCUUAUUUUCAUGAUGCUGCUGAGGAUGGCUGUGAUUGUCUUGGCGGGGUCCCCCGUCUACCACGACGAGCAGGACAGGUUCGUGUGCAAUACGCUGCAGCCGGGCUGCACCAACGUUUGCUACGACGUCUUCUCCCCGGUGUCGCACCUGCGCUUCUGGCUGCUGCAGAGCGUGUCUGCGCUGCUCCCUUCCGCCGUGUUCCUCGUCUACGUGCUGCACCAGGGCGCGGCGCUGGCCGCAGGGCUCGGCGGCCACGGCCCCUCUCACCUGCCCUGCCCUCGGCCCCGCGGGGCCUGCGGCCACCCGGCGGUCCCAGACUUCACCUGGGGGUACAUCGCCCAUCUCUUGCUGCGGACGCUGCUGGAGGCAGCGUUUGGCGCUUUGCACUACCUCCUCUUCGGCUUCGUGGUACCCAAGCGAUUCUCGUGCACGCACCCGCCGUGCAGCAGCGUGGUGGACUGCUACGUGUCUCGGCCCACCGAGAAGUCCAUCCUGAUGCUGUUCGUCUGGGCGGUCAGUGCCCUGUCGCUGCUGCUCAGCGUCGCUGACCUAGUCUGCAGCCUUCGGCGCAGGCUGAGCCGGAGUCGCGGGGCCCACAGCACACCCCGGGGUCUCCCGGCCGCCACGAAGGCCCUCGGCCAGGACGGCGGCUGGGAGGCCGCGGGGCCACCCGCUCACCCCAGCUCCUGGAGGGGAACCCAGGGCGCCGACAGCCCCAGCGGUCAAUCUGCUGUCUCGGGGCAGAUGGAGCUUCCCGAGGAGCUGGAGAGCGAGGCGAUGUCCUUGGGGAGCGACAAGCUGGCCGAGCGCUGCAGAGACGGCGAGGGCGGGCCUGGGGGAGCAGAGGCUGUCCACCACGUGCGGCCGGCCUCGGCCCCUCGCAGCCGACUGGCCCAGAACUCUCCAUCCGCUCGGCCGGGCAGCUCCCGGAGUGCUCCCCACCUGAGAACUAGGAAGUCCGAGUGGGUGUGA
Sorex araneus (European shrew) is the source of this 1047-nucleotide messenger RNA. It is a transcript of the gene GJD4, whose product is annotated as gap junction protein delta 4. The coding region runs from base 1 to 1047 and encodes 348 amino acids. The record is from RefSeq and is a predicted model, not a curated record. Lineage: Eukaryota; Metazoa; Chordata; Mammalia; Eulipotyphla; Soricidae. Gene Ontology annotation, cellular component: connexin complex. Gene Ontology annotation, biological process: cell communication. The transcript has 2 exons.